Aspergillus welwitschiae is the source of this 912-nucleotide messenger RNA. RefSeq names its product DUF3429 domain-containing protein. The record is from RefSeq and is a predicted model, not a curated record. The coding region runs from base 1 to 912 and encodes 303 amino acids. The transcript has 4 exons. Lineage: Eukaryota; Fungi; Ascomycota; Eurotiomycetes; Eurotiales; Aspergillaceae.
AUGCUGUACAGAACCACUGCUGCCCGCUCUGUCCUCAGGGCUAUCUCGAGCUCCAAUGCCUCGGUGGCCCGCUCGGCCCUGUCCAACAAUGUCUUCAAGGCUCCCUUGACCUCUUCCGCUCGUUUUCCCGCUCGCCCGACCACCUCCCCCAGCCUCGCUCUGGCUGCUCGCAAGCCCGUCACCACUGCUCUUGUCCGCUAUGCCUCCACGUCGGCUAAGGAAGGCGAGGAGCCCGACAUGAUGGCCGGUAUCAAGACCGAGGCUAAAGUCAUCAAGGACACCUUCAGCCUGGAGGCCGUCCCCAAGGAGGCCCUCUACCUCGGAAUGGCCGGUGUCAUCCCCUACGUCGCUACUUCCCUGCAGACCGUCGCCCUCGCCUAUGAGGUCAAGACCGCUGCUUUGGCCGGUGAUGGCCUGAUCUUCUCCGGCCAGAGCGCCGAGUUGAUGCUGCACAUGAUCGAGCCCAUCCAGGUCGGCUACGGUGCUGUUAUCCUCUCCUUCCUCGGUGCCAUCCACUGGGGUCUCGAGUGGGCCGGCUACGGCGGCAAGUACGGCUACAAGCGCUACGCUGCCGGUGUUAUCGCCCCUGCCGUCGCCUGGCCCACCCUGCUGCUCCCCGUUGAGUAUGCCCUGAUCUCUCAGUUCCUUGCCUUCACCUUCCUGUACUACAACGACGCUCGUGCCGCUGCUUCCGGCCGCGCCCCCGCCUGGUACGGCAUGUACCGCUUCGUCCUCACCUUCAUCGUCGGUGCUAGCAUUGUUGCCAGCUUGAUCGGCCGUGAGCAGAUCGCUGGUACCCUCAGCACUGAGCACACCAUCAAGGACAAGAUCAACGCUCUGAUCUUCCUGCAGAAGAAGGAGAAGGAGGAGGUUGAGGCCCGUCGUCGUGCUGAGCUCGAGGAUGCUGAGUAA